AUGUUGAUAGCCAAGUAUCUAAAAGAAAACCUCUGUUUUCCAUUCCUCAGAGUAGAAAAUAAGCUGCAGACCUUGGAAACUCAGUUCAAAGAUCUGAAGUCAAGCUUGGACAAACUGGCAUGGAAGUUCGAACGUCAGGGUGAGAUCUUGGAGAAUCAGAUGAGCCAGGAUGCAAUGUGGACAUCAAUGAUAGAAAACAGACUGACAUCGGUAGAGACCAACCUCCUGUUCAGCUACACGUGUGAAACCCUGGCCGCCCUGCGCUGCCUGGUGAUCGCCGAGGUGCCCGACCUGGCAGAGGGCCUCCCCACCACAGCCACCAUCCUGAGGCGCAAGGCCCGGCACCCGAGGAUCCAAGGGGCAUGGGAAGCGGCCCUGCAGGGCCUGGGGCUGCGCGAAGGGGAUGUAAGGGCCCUCUGCGCCUUCUUCACCGCGCACGGCCACGAGGCCCAGUACUACGCAGCCGCCCGGAGACGGCUGUGCCCCGCCGACAUGGCCGCCGCCGUGAGCAGGGCCGUGAAGGACGAGAGGCUCCGCGGGAGCCUGCUGCGGGCCGUCGAGGCGGUAGAGGAGAGCAGAGCACGGAGACGGGCGGACAGCCCGGCGCCCCGAGGGCGAGCCCAGCCGCUGUGA
Molecule: messenger RNA, 633 nt
Organism: Dromaius novaehollandiae (emu)
Lineage: Eukaryota; Metazoa; Chordata; Aves; Casuariiformes; Dromaiidae
Gene: SMCO1
Product: single-pass membrane protein with coiled-coil domains 1
Exons: 2
Coding region: 1-633 (210 amino acids)
Source: RefSeq, a predicted model, not a curated record